AUCGUAGGUUGCAGCCUGGGAUGCAAAUCUUGUAACUCCUCACAAACGCAUGGGGAAUGCAGGUGUUGAUCUAGAGUGGCUCUGUGAUGGAGAUGUGCAUGAAAUAUUGGUUGAGUUGGAAGGAAUGGGUGGUGGCGGAAAGGUUCAGAUGGAGGUAAAAUAUAAAAGCUAUGAUGAAAUUGACGAAGAGAAAAGGUGGUGGAAGAUACCUUUUGUUUUAGACUUUUUAAAGAUAAAAGGUUUUGAUUCUGCAUUCAGAAAGGUUAUUGGCUCUGAUACAGUACAGGCCCGCCAAUUUGUGGAAUAUGCAUUUGGGCAGUUAAAGUCUUUUAACAAUUCAUAUCUUCUGAAGGGCCGGAAGUCUGAUAAUAUUGAUGAGUACGACAGUGAAGCUACAGGGGAACUGACUGAAUCUGCUUCUAUAUCCAAUAUUCCUUCCAUCGAAGCUGGUAGUUCAGAAGCCUCCAAUGAGGCUAGCAGGGAACAGAGGAACUCAAAGGAAUUUAUCAGACAUGGCAAUGAUACUGAAAAUGGACAUGCUUCUGAAUUGCCAGCAAAAGUUAGUGAGGAAGAAUUAUCAAAUAAAAUUUUUUGGAGGAAUUUUGCUAAUGUUGUUAAUUCUAGUAUCGCUCAAAAGUUGGGUCUCUCUGUUUCUGAGAAAUUUAAGUGGGACGGAUUGGAGUUUUUAAACAAAAUUGGCUCACAAUCUCAAAAUAUUGCAGAAAGCAUUUAUGUUCAAUCUGGUCUUGCAAUGCCUGGCAGCACAGAUGAUAUGAAUGAUAAAACAAGUGGCCAACCUGCCGUCACUGUGUUUCAGUCUUCACUUCCUGAGGUUAAAAAAGCGACACAAAAUUUGAUGAGGCAGACUGAGUCAAUUUUAGGAGGUUUGAUGCUUUUGACUGCAACAGUUUCUAAAAUAAAAGAUGAAGUGGAUUCAUCAGAAGAGAGGAAAGUGAAAGAAGAUUAUACUAAAGCAGGAGACAAGGACAUCCAAUAUUCUGGUAGUCAGAAGCUUCCCAACUCACAGAGUGGAGUAGUGCUGGAUGAUAAAAUAACUGAAGAGAUGAAAGAACUUUUUUCUACUGCUGAAAGUGCCAUGGAGGCUUGGGCAAUGCUGGCCACUUCCCUGGGCCAACCUAGUUUUAUUAAGUCGGAGUUUGAAAAAUUAUGCUUCUUAGAUAAUGCAUCCACAGACACUCAGGUUGCAAUUUGGCGUGAUUCUGCACGAAGAAGGUUGGUGGUUGCUUUUAGGGGAACAGAACAGUCUCAAUGGAAGGACUUAAGAACUGAUCUAAUGCUUGUGCCAGCUGGGCUAAAUCCUGAAAGGAUAGGUGGAGAUUUCAAGCAAGAGAUUCAAGUUCACAGCGGUUUUCUAAGUGCAUAUGAUUCAGUAAGGACCAGGAUCAUUUCUCUUAUUCGGCUAGCAAUCGGUUAUGUAGAUGAUCAUUCUAAGUCACUUCACAAAUGGCAUGUUUAUGUGACUGGUCAUAGUUUAGGUGGUGCAUUGGCAACCUUGCUCGCACUUGAACUUUCAUCCAAUCAAUUAACGAAGCAAGGGGCAAUUUCCAUUACUAUGUACAACUUUGGUUCUCCUAGGGUUGGUAACAAAAGAUUUGCGGAAAUUUACAAUGAGAAAGUUAAAGAUAGCUGGCGGGUUGUGAAUCACAGAGAUAUUAUACCUACAGUUCCUCGGCUAAUGGGUUAUUGUCAUGUUGAGCGACCUGUAUUUCUUGCUGCAGGUGUUUUAAGAAAUGCUCUAGAAAACAAAGAUAUUUUGGGAGAUGGUUAUGAAGAUGAUGUUCUUGGGGAAUCAACACCGGAUGUUAUAGUCAGUGAAUUCUUGAAGGGUGAGAAGGAACUUAUUGAGAAGUUGUUGCAAACUGAAAUAAAUAUAUUCCGCUCAAUCAGAGAUGGAAGUGCUCUGAUGCAGCAUAUGGAGGAUUUCUAUUACAUCACGUUACUAGAGAAUGUAAGAUCAAAUUACCAAGCAGUCCCAAGGUCAGAACAAGAUCAAAACUAUAGUUUAUAAUGAUCCAACAAGGGUUUGCUGUGGCUAGCUUCAGUCUCCGGUACCCAAUACUUGAUAAAUUUGUAUAUAGGUGUUGAGAAGAGCAUACAUGUACAUUUGAGAUCGCUUGCGGGCUUGCGGGCUUGCAGCCAAUUCUUUUUUGGUAUAGUAGACUGUACUAUGUUAAACAACUGCUUACAUGCAUUUUAUUUACCUUUUUAAAAAAAAAUUAAGAUAAUCACUUUGUUGGAUUGCAAAAGUUGUAUAAAAAGCUGUUUCUUGGAUCUACUGUGAAAUGACUGAACCUUAUUAGUUGUUUUAGUACGUCAUUUCACUCAACUUUGCUAUAUUUCCACUUGAAUGAUAAACUGCAUCUGCAGUUGCUUCACAUAGCAUAAGCAUUCACCUUAGUAUAUCCUGAAUUUCUGUUUUUGGAACUAGUGUAAUGGGGAGUGGACCUAUUCUGCUAAAAAUAAUUAUAUGACAAUGUUACAAUCUCGCCGUUUUUUUUACUACAAUUUUUAACAGUCAUUAUUUAAUGCUAAUGGAAUUUAAUGAAAGGUUACGAUCCUCUACACUAAUCCCUAUGUAACUUGUUAGGAAACAGAUUUUAUUUAGUUUUUUAAUUUCAUUAUAAAGUUUUAAAAUGGUCGAAGUCAUUUUCCAGAACUUGUAAGAAGAGAGUGAAACUUGUUUAUUCUUUCCUCAGUAAUGAACUUGAAUGUGGCUAUUUGUUGCAUGAUUAAUAUCCUCUGGAAGAAGAUUUUCUGUCUUAUUAAUAAAACCUACUUGAAUUGGCAGCCAAGGAAAUGGAAGCUAUGCAGUAUGUCCUGUAUAUUUUUCAAAUGGAACCGACAAGGAAAUGUGAGUUCCUAGAGACUGAAGAACAAAAAUUCUUAACAACUUCUGUUGUUUAGGUAUUAUAUUUAUUUGGCUUGUGAAAAUAAUAUUAUAGCAUGAAUGUCAAAUAUUCAAAGACAU
Molecule: messenger RNA, 2989 nt
Organism: Vigna umbellata (rice bean)
Lineage: Eukaryota; Viridiplantae; Streptophyta; Magnoliopsida; Fabales; Fabaceae
Source: RefSeq, a predicted model, not a curated record